Messenger RNA from Danaus chrysippus (African queen), 288 nucleotides. The record is from the annotation of a GenBank genome assembly. Lineage: Eukaryota; Metazoa; Arthropoda; Insecta; Lepidoptera; Nymphalidae.
AUGGGAAACCGUAGAACAAAAAGAGUAUUAUGUAUGGGGAACAAUGCGUAUCCUAAAAUACCUCCGUGUGAGUUCUCUAGACGUUACCCCACAGACUUCCGUCACUGCGGUUCUGAGAUAUAUUCUCGUGGAUUAAAUUACAGCAUGCAUCGAAACGAGCAAGAUGAUGGUAUGAAGCCUGAAUUUAACCGAGACGGGUCGGACCAACGGAUGCGAAUAUCAAAACUUUCCGGCGACUUCGUGGAAACUUCCAAGUCGCAGGAGCGCGGCGUGGCUGUUGAAAAAUGA